Molecule: messenger RNA, 972 nt
Organism: Aspergillus sclerotioniger CBS 115572
Lineage: Eukaryota; Fungi; Ascomycota; Eurotiomycetes; Eurotiales; Aspergillaceae
Exons: 3
Coding region: 1-972 (323 amino acids)
Source: RefSeq, a predicted model, not a curated record
AUGUCCACAACUCAGAAAACCCGCUCCGAAAGGACCGUCGCCGCAAAGCUCAAAUGGCUCGCUACAUACAAGGGCCAGUUUGUCAGUGCGUCCGACUGCCAAAAGAACAACAUCCCAAUAUUUCCUCUAGACCUAGAGAAUGCUAAGGACAAUAUCCCCCUUUAUUUUGCUCCACUGUCUGAGAGCUUCCUAGCGAAAUAUCCGGUUGACGGGGAAUAUCUGGCGAGUCUCGAAAAGCGCAACCCCGGAUCUCUCGACAUAGGGGACUAUGAUGUCAUGAUCGAGAAGGGUAAAAAAGAUCCAGACCACCUCCUGUGGGCGCUUCCACAAGUGCUAUAUCGUCAUAUGGAAACGGUUGUGCGAAAGAACAUCCCCAAGGGACAAGGGAUCUUUCUCUCGGAUCUAACUAGCUGGGCUCGGGCUACCAACCCGGAAGAUCCAGUUGCUGAAGCGUACACAGUUGAUAGGUUUGGAUUCGAUGAUAGGCGCCAUGCGGUCGACACAAUCAACUAUGUAAAGGAUAACCGCUACCCUCACUUAACAAUGAUCACCCAGUAUGAAUGUCCAGAGGUAUGUCCGGAAGGGAGUUUACAGCUGUCUGAAUUGGUAUACAUCCUCAAGGCCAUGGAGUUUCGCCUCGCGGAGGGUCUGUUUGAUAGAAAGCAGCCCCAGCCAGUCUUGAUGGUUUCAUUCAUGGUCCCGCGUCACGGCCGCAUUCUUCAGGCCCAUGUACACGGGGGCACCAGAUUGGUGAUAGCUUGCAGCAAACUAUACAGCUUCAAGAAUACCGAGGUGGCGCCGUUUGAGCUGUUUUAUCGAUGGUUCUUAGGAACUCCGAUUGGAGUCGAGCCGAGGGAGAUGCCAGUUACAGAUGGCUCUGAGAACCUUGGAGAUGGUGUGAACGCUCCUAACUUUGAUGAGGAUCUUUGCACUGCGACGGAGACGAAGAAGGGAAAGAAAAGGAAGCGGUAA